AUGUCUGAGAUAUCGGCAUCCAUCCAAGAGACCAAUGCCAUUCGUGCUAAGCUUGGCCUCAAGCCUCUGAAAGAGGGCCCAGAAACAAGCGGCGCCAAGCUUGCUGAAGAUAAUUUGAAGCGGCAGCGUGAGGAAGAGGCCCAAAAGGCGCGCGAGGAUGCGAUCAAGAACAAGAUCGCAAAGGCCCGCACCAAGCGCGAACUCAGCAAGGUCCUUUCAGGAAAGGGGCUCGGUGAAGCCAGCGACGAAGAUGAUACAGAGGAUGUCUACAAGUGGACCGUAAAGUCCAGGAACAAGGAGAAGGAGCGACGGACAGCUGAGGCAGCGCGGCGGGAAAGGGAACUACAGGAGUUGGACGAGGUUUAUCAACAGGAAUACGAUGAGAAUCACCUGGCAGGACUUCGUGUGGGCCACGACAUCACAGACUUUCAGGAGGGCGAGGAACGAAUUUUGACGCUGAAGGACAGUACAAUCCUUGAGAACGAAGAGAAUGGCGACGAGCUGAUCAACAUUCAGAUGAGCGAGCGAGAAAGGUUGGAAAAGAACCUAGAGAACAAGAAGAAAAAGAACAGACCUGUUUAUUCGGGAUACGACGACGACGAAUUCUUAAUGGGGAAGAAGAAGGGGAUCCUGUCACAAUAUGAUGAGGUUUUGGGAACCGAGACUGGAAAUGACGGAUUCGUCCUUGGAAAGGUCAGCCGACCAAAACGAACAACAGAUAGCCAACGUGGAUCGACUUCUCAGCAGGCUGGCUUGAGCGCCAAGGAGAUCAUGAACCAAAAGCUUAAGGAAUCAGCGAUUGCACUGACAUAUGACAAGACCCAGCAGGCCCAGGAUUACUAUACCAAAGAUGAGGCGGAGGUAUCAUUUAAGAAAUCCAAGAAAAAGAAAAAGUCAAGAUCGAGGAAAACCGAUAGCUGGGAAGACGAUGAGAAUCAGGACGACGACGCUAUGCAGGUGGAGAGGUCACAACCCGUUGACAUUUCGGAGCUGAACUUUGUUGAUGACGAGGAUUUGCAGGCAUCUCUCACAAAGGCGCGGCGAGCCGCAACUAAAAGGACGCUCAAAACGUUGACGCCGGAGCAGAUUGCCAAAAACAUUGCUGAAAGCAUGACCAUGGAGAUGGACCAGGACGACACCCAGAAAGGAGGCUUGGUCAUUUCAGAUGUAUCAGAAUUCGUCUCCAAUCUCUCCUCUUCUGCGGUUCAAAUUUCUUCAUCCCGUCCAACACCAUUGACGAGAGCACGGGAGCAGAGUGCGGAAGCUGGAGAUAUCGCAUCUCUUCCUGUGGAGGAAGGCACAAAGCAGGACUCGGACAUGGAGGACGUUAAUGGUAGGGAUGAGGAAACUGACUCCAGAUCUAGGACGAGAGCAGCUUCAGAAGACUCCGUGGACAAGGAUGUAUCCAUGAAGCCAUCGUCCGAGGAGGAGCAAUCGACAACGGAAUCUGUACUUGUUGAUGAGCCGCUGGUCAGCAGAGGAUUGGGUUCAACUUUAGCCUUACUGAAGCAAAAGGGCGCUUACGAAACGGGAUCCGCUGAGCAGGCCGAGAGGGCCAAGGUACAGGCUGAAAGGGCCAAAUGGCUUGCGGAGUCGAGACUUCGGGAGGCCAAGCUAGCCAGGGAGAUGGUACGAGACAAACAGCGGGACAAGGAGCGGUCGAAAGACAAGAAUUAUUCCAUUCGAGAUCGCGAGAGGGACCGCGAGUACGAGAACCAGAGGAGAGAACAGCAGCUCUUGGAUGAGCGCGAGGCUCGCAUGAAGAACUACAAACCGGAUAUCAAACUGGAGUACAUUGACGAGAGCGGCAACCGUUUGAAUACGAAGGAGGCAUUCCGUCAGUUGAGUCACGCCUUCCACGGAAAGACUUCUGGCAAGAUGAAGACUGAGAAGCGCAUGAAGAAACUGGAGGAUGAGAAGCGAUUGUUGGGCAUGAGCAGCACGGACACGCCGCUCAACAUGGUAUCAGCCUUCCAGGAGCGACAAAAGGCUGCUGGAUCCGCUCAUAUUGUAUUAGCCGUUGGAAACCGCAAGUAA
Molecule: messenger RNA, 2037 nt
Organism: Gamsiella multidivaricata
Lineage: Eukaryota; Fungi; Mortierellomycota; Mortierellomycetes; Mortierellales; Mortierellaceae
Product: SART-1 protein
Exons: 6
Coding region: 1-2037 (678 amino acids)
Biological process (GO): mRNA cis splicing, via spliceosome; maturation of 5S rRNA
Cellular component (GO): U4/U6 x U5 tri-snRNP complex
Source: RefSeq, a predicted model, not a curated record